Molecule: messenger RNA, 4226 nt
Organism: Anopheles stephensi (Asian malaria mosquito)
Lineage: Eukaryota; Metazoa; Arthropoda; Insecta; Diptera; Culicidae
Product: ATP-dependent DNA helicase DDX11
Exons: 4
Coding region: 242-2935 (897 amino acids)
Biological process (GO): establishment of sister chromatid cohesion; nucleobase-containing compound metabolic process
Cellular component (GO): nucleus
Molecular function (GO): ATP binding; DNA helicase activity; DNA binding
Source: RefSeq, a predicted model, not a curated record
CCCUUUUUUACCGCAAUUGUGUGUAGAAUCAUGCAAACCUUUUUUCUUCUAAUAUUUCCUAAUAUUUUGCGGUAAAAUUAUUCCAAUUGUUUGUUGUGGUGUUUUGAAAAUGUGACAGCAAAAAUGGCGCCAAACUGUUGAAACAGAAAAAAUCAAAAAACAAACAGCAUUCCAAAGCGACCGGGUGUAAAGUUAUUAUUUGUGUUGAAAGUGUGAUUUAUUCUAUGAUAUUGUUUGAAAAAUGGCAUCUUUUAAGCCAAAGAAAAAACUCACGCCUCCGGAGAAAGGAUCGGACUUCGCUUUCCCGUUUCUAGCGUACGAUAUUCAGCUAGAUUUCAUGCAAACGCUCUACACGGUGCUACACUCGGAGGGUAUCGGAAUCUUCGAAAGCCCUACCGGAACCGGCAAAUCGUUAAGUCUCACCUGUGGGACACUGACCUGGCUAAAGGACUAUGCACGGCUGGUCGAAGAGGAGCUGCAUGAAACGAUCGGCCGACUACGGAACGAAAUAACCCGACUGGAAAAGGAGAACGAACGUUCAAGCGACUGGAUUACGGGACAGUACAACGCAAUGGGUCAGCGAAAAGAGCUGGAUGAGUUGAACGGGUUUAAGCAAUCGAUGGAGGAACACCGGAAGCAUCUGGUACAGAUGAAAGAGCAAGCGGUUCUGCACAACAUUCGAUGGGAGAAGGCACGAUCGAAAGACGGCACGCUGAAGGAAGAACCGCUCCAGCAGGACGUUAUCAUCGAUGAGGAUGAACAUUUGAUUCCGGAAGAAAGUGACGACAGUGAUGGCGAACCGGAUCUUGGUGGAGGAAAAGACGAGGAGGAGCGAUACCGUCCGGUGCAGGUGAUUUACUGCAGCCGUACCCAUUCCCAGCUAUCGCAGGUGGUGAACGAAGUGAAGGAAACGCAACACGCGAAGGAUCUCCGGCUCGUGUCACUUGCCUCCCGGCAAAGUCUUUGCAUCAAUGCGGAGGUACGCAAACUGAAGACUAAUACGCUUAUAAACGAGCGCUGCCUGGAGUUGUUGAAAAAGGGAAGAAAAAGUAAAUCGAACUCCGGGGAUGGCGAUGGUCCAGGUACGAAAAAACGAAGGAAAAUUGCUCAAUCGUGCCCUUACUACAACCAGCGGGCGAUAGAAGGGUUGAAAAGUGGGAUCCUGUUCGAAGUACCCGAUAUAGAAGAUCUGGUGAGGGCAGGGAAGCGCGAAAGCGCUUGUCCGUAUUACGCCUCCCGUGCGGCCAUUCCCGACGCACAGGUGUUGAUGGUUCCCUACCAGCUAAUCUUGCACCGGCGCACCCGGCAGCAGUCGGGGAUUGAACUACGCGACGCGAUCCUCAUCAUCGACGAGGCACACAAUCUGCUGGACACGAUCGCUGCCAUCCACAGCCAGGAAGUACGGCAGGAGCAGCUGCGGCAGGCAAAGCUGCAUCUAUCCGCCUACAAGGCACGAUACUUUUCACGAUUUUCCACGAAAAAUCUACUCCGCAUAAAUCAGGUGAUCUUCAUCGCUACCCGGCUCGAGAAAUUAUUGUCCACCGAGGGCCAAUCGUCACGAAUGCUUCAAACCCAGGAGCUUUUGCUCGAGGCCGAUAUAUUUAAUUUGAAUCUACCGGACAUUCUUGCCUUCUGCGAUCGAUCGAGGAUUGCGCAGAAGGUGCACGGAUUUGCGCAAAGCGCACCACGCGAACUGCUCGACACGCCGAACGUUGCUUCCGUUCGGAGGAAGGUUGGCACCACAUCGAAAGGAUCGACGAGUGCGCUUAAGUCGCUGCUAAAGAAUCUCGAGCAAGAUAACAAAGGUAGGGCGGCACCGAAGAAGAAGGAUGAACGAGGAUCCGAAUCGGGGCAGGUGGAGAACGAUCAGGAAAAUGAUCAGCAAGUACAGGCAAAGCCACCGGUAACGAAUGCAGUACGACCGUUGAUUAACUUUCUCGAGUGUUUGAUGGAAGACGGCAGUGGCGAUAGUCGCGUACUGUUAUCGUUCGAUGAAAAGGACCCGUCGCAGGCGUGUAUGAAGUAUCUGCUCCUAAAUCCGGGUGCACGGUUCGAAGAAAUCGUACAGAGCUGUCGAUCGGUCGUACUAGCGGGCGGAACGAUGCAACCGACGGAAGAGCUAACGGAGCAGGUAUUCCGUCAUCACCGGGACCGGGUUACAAUUCGAAGCUAUCCUCACGUGGUCCCGAAGGAUGCCGUCCUUCCGAUUGCGCUUGGGCGUGGACCAACCGGGAAGGAGUUUCUAUUUAAUUUCGCCAACAAACAGAAUGUCCCGAUGCUAGAGGAGCUUCAAUCGACGCUACUCAACAUAAGCCAGGUGGUUCCGAACGGCAUUGUGGUGUUUUUCAGCUCGUACGACUUUCUGGACCAGUUCUACCGGAAGCUGGAAGAAUCCGGUAACCAUGCUCGGCUGGAGGAGCGUAAGAAAGUGUUUCGUGAGCCAAAAACAUCCGGACAGGUAGAGCGCAUCUUGCACGAUUACGCACGUGCCGCACGAUCGGCGACCGGCGCCAUUCUGUUCAGCGUGGUCGGUGGAAAGCUUAGCGAGGGGCUAAACUUUUCCGACGAACUUGGCCGGUGUGUGGUGGUGGUUGGCUUACCCUACCCGAACCGUACCAGUGCGGAGUUGAACGAACGGAUGCGAUACCUUGACCGGUGCCUGACCGCAUCGGGUGUGGCUGGUUCGUCACCCGGCAAUGAAUACUAUGAGAAUCUUUGCAUGAAGGCCGUCAACCAGUGCAUUGGCAGAGCGGUCCGGCAUAUACGGGACUAUGCGGCGGUGAUUUUACUCGACACGCGGUACUGCACGGGCGAACGGAUUCGGCGGAAGCUACCGGUGUGGAUUUCGGAGCGCAUGGAGUGUGUGGAUCAACGGUACGGGCAGGCGCACGGGAUGCUGGUGAAAUUUUUCCGUCAACACAAGCUCAAGGCGUGAGGAGAGCUAAUGGAGGCUUCUUCUAUUCUUCUCCACCAGCGAGAGAAAGAUCGCCCGAACGGCUCAAGCUGCAGACUCAAAUUCAUGGAAAUCGAUGCCGGGAAAUCCAACGUGCUGGAGAUAGAUUUCUGGAACGAAACCAUGACACAUGCCAGCGCGUCCAAAUGCCACGUUCCGAGUGAAUCGUAGACGUGUGCUGGCGUCUCCGGCAUGAGCCGUUCUUGGAGGCGCCUCACCGCCGUCAUCGUAACUGUCGCGAAAGUAGCGAAGGUAAGUGCAGAGACGUGAUGAAAUUUGAUUCCAUUAUACUGAUCCCCGAGUGCCUUGCCUCCACCCCCCCGCCCCCCGCCUGAGCUGCCUGCCGUGGAGAGGUUAAAUACUUGGGGCAAUAGAUUGGUUUACAUCGUCCUGAUAAUUGCUGCAUUGUUUUCGAUGCUGUUUACGAGGAGGAUGCAAUUACUGAGCAAUUUCUCGUUAGUCUGUUGGGCUGAGAUGUCACAACUGGUUACACGGACUUGGGUUUGAUAGAAUGUAUAGGGUGGUUGAUGAGAAAUGUUGAAGUUUAAGCUAAAGUCUGGCGAUCAAUAAGUCCUCGAAGAAUGGACUUAGGACGUCUAGUAUGUAGCAAGCGUCCUAACGCUCUGACACUUUACAAAAUUGACAGAUAUGAUAGACGGUCUCUGUUGCGAACGCGACAGCGCUAGGGACAGAGGAAGGUAACCUUGGGCAUAAUCAAACCAAAUCUUGAUUAAACAUGUUGCAUGAAAGAAACAAUUCUUUCGAUAGAAUGUCCCACGCACCGAGAAGAUUUCAGCUUAGGCAGCAAAUCAGCGCGGAUAAGGCAUUAGCAGCGCGUGACCAAUGUUUAUGAUACAGUGUGGCGUACACAACGCCUUUAGCUCGGUGCUAGAGCAUCGAAAAUGUUUAUAGAACAAUGCGCGCCUCGACAUGCGCAUUCAGCGCGAUUAACGUUUACAUACAGCAUGUGACAAACGGCAAGUGCGUCCAGCGCGAUGAAUGUUUACCUUAUGUGAAACGCAAGUGUUCCUGAUCAAUGAACAAACAUUAUAGCAUGGGUUUGAACUGGUGGUUUGCGACCACGAUAGUGAGUUAAACUUUAGCAUAAUGCGGCGUUAGCAUAAAGGAUACGUAAACACAAGCUGGAAUAGUAAACACAAGGAAAUAGUUAAACAAGAAAGAAUGAUCUUUCGUCUCAUUCUAAGGUACCCCAAAAUUAGUAUAUAAGAAAUCAACUUAUUCAAUAAAGAGGACACAAAUCUUAACCGGCGAA